CAUUCUCUAUUCGGUGCGGUAAAAUCCGAAUCAAACAAUUGACAUUAAUCAGAAUUUUGCUUCAUAUAAACACGUUAUUGUGUCCAUAAGAAAGUUAUUGUGAGUUCUGUGAGAUCCAGGCAGCAGUGCGAGAUGUCAAGCUUUCGAAGAAGCACACAUUUUUGGAGCGAGGAGGAGACAGAUUUCCUUUUACAAACAUUAAAAGAGAUGAAUAUAGAUCGUUAUAAAGACGGGCGUAAGAACCGCAACAGUCUCAUCUUUAGGAAGGUUUGUGCUAAACACAAACAGGCUGGAUUUGUGCGCUCAUGUGAUCAGGUGAAACACCGCUGGAAAACACUCAAAUCCAUUUACUAUAAGGCAAAAAAACUCAAUCAAACCAGCUCGAAUGCAGCUUUUAAGCAUUUUGAUACAAUGGAAGACAUUUUCGGACAUAGACCUUUGGUGAUGUCAAACCAAGCCGAAGUUGACAUCGACUUCAAAGUCGGACCCCCUCUGUCGGAAAGCAAAUGUUUCAUUUUUGAGGAUGGUAAAUGUGAUGAUGAUGAUGAUGACAAUGGAGUGGAUGAUGUGGAAGGUGGAAUUCAAGAAAUCCAGUCAGUGAAAACAGAAAAUGAACCCCUCAUCCUCACACAGCCAUCAAAUGAGAGCUCUGCCUCUACAGAAAGCCCCACAUCCACCCAACCAUCCAUUUCUAUAGAGAGCAACACCUGUACCCAGCCAUCCACCUCCCGCCAACCUCCUGUUCAAGGUAUGUUGAAACGCAAAAGACCUUGUUGCACUGCAUUGCAUGUGCAGUAUCAAGACUUUCUGGAAAGAAUGCAGCUGUCACAAAACAUAUGGCUGGAGCGUCAGCUAGAGCAGAGUUAUGCCCGUGAGGAACGGCUCAUUUCAAGAGUGCUUGCCGAACACACCCACUCUAUGGAGACCUUAGUGAACCAGUUGUUUGCUGGGUUAAGAAGCCUACUACCCCAGCCCCCUCCCAAUAUACAGUCCAAUCCCCAGCCCACGUACACACCCCCAGAUAUUCUUAAUACAUAUCCUCAUGUGAACCCAGACGAGCACUGGCCACCAGCAUGUAGCAUAAAAUCAAGCAUUCCUCCUCUGCCUGAAGAUCAUUUAAACAAUCAAAUAACAGAGACUGUCAACCAGUGAUCAAAGACUCUAUGGUUAGGGUUCAAAGACUCUGUCAGAACUUGUAAAAUAUUUUUAAUAUGCAUUUUAGGUUGUAUUUUGAGCCUCUAUUAGACUGGUUUGUAAAACUUACAUUUUAUAGAAAGUAUGGAUGCGCAUUAUUGAGUUAUUAUUGAGUACUUUAACCCACAAAAAACGAGUAAUCAAUUACUCUUCAAUUUAAAUAUAAGUUACAAAUAACAUGUACGUGAAAUUUAUAUUUUGUUUUAUUCACAAACUUAACUGAGAACGGUUUCAGAAUAAGAACUUCAACAAACUAUGCUUUUCUUUUGGGGAGCUUAUAUAGAAACCAAUACUGAUGGCAUUAGGGUAACCCACACAAAGUCUACAAAAGUCUACAAAAAGUCAUUUUUAUCAUUUCUCAAUCUUUUUUCAGAAAAAAGUGUUGAAAGUUGGCUUUUUAUAAAAUGCACUCUGUCGGUGAUCAGAGGUGUAAUGCACGUACACACAUACUGAUCUGAUAAGCUUCCUAGUUUCUUGUACCUUUUCACCCUAAAAGCAGAUCCUCGUCCAUUGGUUUGCAUGACUCCAACAAGAACCGAAUACAAAUAGAGUAGAAUUCAAGCAUUGCAAUUGAGCACAGAUGCUAUUAUAUCUUCUCUCAUCCAACACCUCGACAACACAUCAACAGCGCCCCUCAGUGGACUCAGUUUUAACUGCGAGAUUUGGUGAGAGAUUCAGAGGGAAAGUACUGUAUAAUUCAGUGUUGCCCAGAGCAGGCAAAUGUGUAAAGGAAAAUUUGCGAUAUUCAAGUAGUGUUUUUAAUAGAUGACUAGCUGGUGAAGAACGAGUGCUCGAGUACUCGUGCACGUCCCUAAUAGAAAGUAGAAGAAAGCAUUUCUUUUAAGAAAUAGUUCACCUCAACAAUACAAUUCUGUCAUCAUUUACACACCCUCAUGUCAUUUCAAACCCGCAUGAUUGUCUUUCAUCUAUGGAACACAAAAGGGGAAGUUUUGAAGAAUGUUCCCGCUGCUCUCGUCUGUACUGUAAAGGUGGAUGGUGAUGAGGUGAUAUCUAGCUCCAAAAAGGACAAAAUAAGCACCAUAAAAUUAGUUUAUAUGACUCAUGCACUAUAUGACAUGUCUUCCAAAGACUUUGUUAAAACUUUGUGUGAGGAACAGACUAAAAGUAAAUCAUUCACUGAAAAUCUUGCCUUGAAAAUCUUGUCAUGCAUCUGGUCACCAUUUACUUUUUUAGAAAAGAGCAGCUUAGGCAUUCUGCUAUUUAAAAAAAAAAUAAAAAUCUGUUUGUAUUCCACAGGAGAUAGAAAAUGAUACUGGAUUGGAUGGGGGUGAGUAAAUGAUUACAGAAGUUUCAUUUUUCCUUUAACAUUUAUUCAUUAAAAAAAAGACACCCAGUGAUGGUGAUUGUUGAGUUGUUCAAAAGCCAGGUCAUUUUAUUUUGCCUACCUUAGAAUUGCUGUAGAUGUUUUAGUCUGUGUUUUAAGUUUUUGUUGUUGUUGUUCCUUCUUUAUACCAGAUGGCCUCUAUAAAAUAUUGAUCAAAUGUUAAGUAAUGAAAAAAACACUUGAAUCUGUGUGUAAUGUAAUUUAUCAGCCAGACGAUUGUUUCAAAUUUGUGAAAUAAAAUCAAAUUCUCAGUUUUUCCAGUCAAAUCCUUUUUUUCUUUUUAUGAAAUUGUAGAAAUACAUUUUACUUAAGCACAAUUAAUAGCUUUGCAAAGCCUAUGAAAAAAUGUUUGUGUUUAAAAACUUAAAACAGUAAGUUUAUUUAUAGAUUUGUUUCAAAGAUUUUAAAAUGAAUUAGUCUAUAUGUUUUCUUUUAAGCUUGUUGUGGAUCUAUAUAAAUUCAGUUUACAUGGAUAUAGUGAACUAUUUUUUACCAGCAGCCAGUGUUUCUUCACACUGUGUAAAUGUGUUUAAGUUCUUCAUUCCAAGUGCAUACGCUAUCUUGAUAACACUUUACAGUAAGGU
Molecule: messenger RNA, 3123 nt
Organism: Myxocyprinus asiaticus (Chinese sucker)
Lineage: Eukaryota; Metazoa; Chordata; Actinopteri; Cypriniformes; Catostomidae
Exons: 3
Coding region: 133-1152 (339 amino acids)
Source: RefSeq, a predicted model, not a curated record